Aspergillus pseudotamarii is the source of this 1188-nucleotide messenger RNA. Its product is annotated as kinase-like protein. Gene Ontology annotation, biological process: spliceosomal complex assembly; regulation of mRNA processing; protein phosphorylation. NCBI's taxonomy places the organism in Eukaryota, Fungi, Ascomycota, Eurotiomycetes, Eurotiales, Aspergillaceae. The transcript has 5 exons. Bases 1 to 1188 code for a protein of 395 amino acids. Gene Ontology annotation, molecular function: protein kinase activity; ATP binding. The record is from RefSeq and is a predicted model, not a curated record.
AUGGCUAAUAGCUCUCUUUCUACUCCGCGCAACUUUCCCACCCAAGGGUUUGAUAUCAUUGAUAGAUCUGAGACUGUAGAGGAGCAGUCUCUUCCUAACUAUGACCCAAAGUUGUUUUAUCCAGUGAGACUUGGAGAGGUGCUCAAUAAUCGGUAUCAGAUCGUAGGCAAGCUAGGCUAUGGAACAAGCUCUACUGUAUGGUUGGGGCGUGACUUCCGGGAACAACGCUACAAAGUUUUAAAGAUCUUCACGACAACUUCACCGGUCAUCGAAGAGAUUAAAGUCUAUGACCAUUUAAACGCUCUUCACUCAGAUCAUGCUGGCCAGUCCUGCAUCCGAAAGCUUUUUGAUCACUUUGAAGUCAAUGGUCCUGAUGGUACUCAUAUGUGCUUGGUACAUCAACCGCUGGGGAUGAACCUCCAUCAGCUUCGCAAACUAUUCCCUGAUCGUGCUCUGAAUAACGUGUUACUAAAAACUACACUCCGGAAUAUCCUCGCUGCAUUGGACUUCCUUCAUUCGGAGGCCCAGGUUAUUCAUACAGACCUGCAACCCAAUAAUAUAAUGCUUGGGAUCAAGGACGACAAGAUCCUAUCCCAGUUCGAAGAAGCCGAGUUUGAAUCGCCCAUCCCUCGUAAGGUCGAAGCACAGCGUACCAUCUAUCUUUCACGACAUCUCGCUAUGUCUUACGGAACCCCCGUACUAUGUGACUUCGGCGAGGCUAGAAUAGGCACAGAAAACCACGCCGAGGACAUCAUGCCAGAUGUGUACAGGGCUCCUGAAGUGAUUCUGCAAAUACCUUGGAAUUACAAGGUCGACAUUUGGAACGUGGGCGUGUUGACUUGGGACCUAUUCGAAGGUCAGCAGCUUUUUCAAGCCCGAGAUGCCCAGGGUCGCCUGGACGAUGCACAGCAUCUUGCGGAAAUGCAAGCUAUCCUGGGACCUACUCCUUUGGACUUUGUUCAACGUGGUGAGAAGCACACCUUAUUCUGGGAUGAAAAUGGUGACUGGAAGUCAGAUAUUUCUGUUCCAACAUACAACCUUGAAACCCUAGAAGAGAAGCUUGAAGGAGAUGACCAGGGCAGGUUUUUGCAAUUCAUGCGAAGGAUGUUGUGCUGGAGUCCAGAUGACCGGGCCACGGCGAAGGAGUUGUUAUUUGACCCAUGGCUGAUGGAGGGGCUGUUUAAGUAA